GCUUGUAGAGGACAAGCAAGUCCAUCAGCUCUUCCGUCGGACAUUUAUUCCCGCAUCCACCAGUGGAAGUUCGCUAAACGAACGAGGUUAGGAGGGAGAAGACUCGGUCUGCUAGUUUUUGGCACUGUAUUUAUUUGACCAUUUAGUGUGUCGUAAAUUAUUAACCAUGAAGUUACUGUGGGCGCUCAGUGCCCUUCUGCUGAGCUGUUGGCGAGUGAAUGCAUCCACAGCCCCGAACAUCAUUACUGACCCUUCAGAGGUCACCAAUCAGACCUCUGCAGUUCUCAGCUGCAACCUGACAGACUCCAGUCUUCCCAUCAAAGGAUCCUACUGGGUGCUCAAUGGCAAAACAAUUGAAAAGUCAGAGUCCUCCGAUUCUGCUCCAUUUACGUCUCUGAGUUUGGACAAGAUCAACCACCAUUCUGCUGGGAAGUAUGAAUGUGUUUUCCAGACAGAGCCAGAGGUGAAGCAGAUGAUUGAAGUGAAAAUUCUUCCCCACGUCUCUGCCCACAAACACUCUGAGCAUGGCAAUGAGAAUGACGCGGUUGUAUUGGUCUGUGACAGCCAUGGCUAUCCACUGCCCACUGACUGGUCUUGGUUCAAAGAGGAAAAUGAUGUCAAAAUGCCUAUCAUCAACGGCACUAGUGACAAAUACGAGAUUAAGAGCACUCCCAACAAGACCAGUCUGACCAUCACUGAGCUGAACAUCGAAGAAGACGCUGGAGACUACUUCUGCUCUGGAACCAAUGAACUUGGCACAAAAACCGACAAGGUCCACCUGCGUGUCCGCAGUCGCCUGGCUGCUCUCUGGCCCUUCCUUGGCAUUGUGGCUGAGGUCAUCAUCUUGGUGGCCAUCAUCUUCAUCUACGAAAAGAGGAGAAAGCCCGAUGAGAUCACUGAUGAUGACGACUCAGGAUCUGCUCCUCUGAAGAGCAAUUCUACCACCAACCACAAAGACAAGAAUGUGAGGCAAAGGAAUUCUAACUAGAAGCUGAAAGAGAUGGACAAGCAGAUGGCGGUCCAGGAUCUGUUGUGAGGCACAUUAUACUGUGCACCCUGCAACUUUAAGUAUCUUUUUGUGCUUGGGUGUUGAUGUUUUAAGAAACUGAAGGAUAUUCUUUUUAUUUUUAUUUUUUUUCAGCUAUAUUCUCUCAUUGUGCAACCAGAGAACAUUGUGUGAAAUACUUCCUGCUUGAGGCCCGGCAUGGGUCAAAUAUCGCAUGAGUUUAAAUACUUGUUCUAGAGAAAUGUGUGUUUGUUGUAAAAUCAUUAGUAUGGUCAUGCGAGGAAUGCGUAGUUAGUAGGUUAUUUUCCGUUUCUGCUGAUGCUUCGUUCACUGACCUCACAAAUUGUUUGAUCUUUUCUUUUGUAACAUAGUUUGGAAUGGAGACUUUUGAAAUCCAGAUCAAGUUUUGUUUCAAGGAUCUGGACAGUGAUCAUGAAACUUUACUUACAUUUUAAGAGCAGCAACUAGAGUGUUUGUAUUCACAUGUUUUAUCAAUCCUCACACCAACAUAAACCAUCGCAGAGUUUUAAACUUUGCCAUAACAAGCGCCAAUCCUCUUGUUUUCUUUGUAUUUCCUUUUUAAAUACAACAUUUAAAGUUAAAUACUGAAAUGACUUAAAUUCAGACUUUCUUUUUGUUUGUUUUUUUGUUGCCAUAAGAAAUUAAUAGUUUUUAGUCAAAAAACACAUUUCAAUUUUCAGGUAUAAGUCACAAUCUCUUUUUGCCAAUGUCAUACCCACAGACAAAAUUAAGGACCAAGUACAGGAAAUGCCAGUUUUGAUACUUCUGUUGGAUGCAACAUAAAUAAUCAUUUUUACUGAUGUAUGAAAUGGCAGUUAAUGCUCAAUAGUAGGUAUGUUUUUAUUCUUUUUCACUUACCGGUGAUGUGACAAAAGGAAACAUUUGUGUGAUCGUCCGACCACUGUCUCUGUUCCUUCACUGCGUAGAUUAUUUAAAGCCAUAUGCUCAUUUAACCUGAGUCGUGCUGUGAUUGGAUGUUAACAUUUCAGACUUGCAUAAAUGAAUAAGACCUAGCCAGAAUUGUGUAGAUUGUUGUACCUUCCAAAUACCUGGAAUAACAUCUUCUGUACAGGUUGCACAAACUGAAUAAAGGUAACUAAUUUUA
This is a messenger RNA of Solea solea (common sole), 2132 nucleotides long. RefSeq names its product basigin (gene bsg). Gene Ontology annotation, biological process: cell-cell adhesion. Lineage: Eukaryota; Metazoa; Chordata; Actinopteri; Pleuronectiformes; Soleidae. The transcript is spliced from 8 exons. The coding region runs from base 167 to 988 and encodes 273 amino acids. The record is from RefSeq and is a predicted model, not a curated record. Gene Ontology annotation, molecular function: cell adhesion molecule binding. Gene Ontology annotation, cellular component: cell-cell junction.